Messenger RNA from Phoenix dactylifera (date palm), 7273 nucleotides. RefSeq names its product protein CELLULOSE SYNTHASE INTERACTIVE 1-like. Gene Ontology annotation, molecular function: microtubule binding. Lineage: Eukaryota; Viridiplantae; Streptophyta; Magnoliopsida; Arecales; Arecaceae. Gene Ontology annotation, cellular component: cellulose synthase complex. Gene Ontology annotation, biological process: regulation of cellulose biosynthetic process; anisotropic cell growth. The record is from RefSeq and is a predicted model, not a curated record.
UUCACAUUUUUGGUCCAUUUUUCGGCUCUCUGCGAGAAUUUGGAGUGGGAGUGGACGAUCCGGUCUCCUCUGGAAAAUCUGGCAUUAAUGCGGUCGUUUACACUCUGAAAUUUACUGAAUUGUUGGAACUUUGGAGUCUUUUUGAGUCCCAGGUGAACGCUUUUACUUCUAUUUUCUCGGAAAGUGGAGGCUUUUGCGGGAUUAGUGAGUGAUCUGGUAGGUGCGAAGUGGAUGUGGAGAGUUUUGUCUGGAUUCGGUUUGCUUUGUGAGAACUGUUUGGGAACAUUGAGAAAUCAUCAGAUCUGUGGACGGAAAUCACUGGUUUGAUGAUUUGGAGUUGGAGCAAAUGCCAGUGAUUCAGAUCUAAAAAUACGAGUGCUCUAACAUUUUAGUGAUCGAGGGCGAAGAAGAGAAGUAGGUUUACUUAGCUGAGGGCUCUUAAGCAGCAGUAAAGCUGGCGACAACACUAGCGUGGAGGUACAAUGGUGGCAGCCAUGGAGCUGCGGAUCUGGAAAGAAAUAUGGAUACUAAAGUUCAAGCUUCGGAGCCUCCAACUCCACACUCAGUAAUGAAGAUGGGCUUGAGAGACCGUGCUAGUAUGGAGGAUCCAGAUGGAACACUUUCAAGUAUUGCCCAGUGUAUAGAGCAAUUACGUCGGAAUUCUUCAACUGCACAAGAGAAAGAGAGCUCCUUGAAACAGUUGCUAGAACUUAUUGAAACUCGUGAUAAUGCCUUUGGAGCCGUGGGGUCGCACUCCCAGGCAGUUCCCAUUCUUGUCGCCCUCCUCAGGUCAGGGUCAUUAGGAGUGAAGAUGUUGGCUGCUGCUGUUUUAGGAUCUCUUUGCAAGGAGGAAGAACUAAGAGUAAAAGUAUUGCUCGGUGGUUGCAUCCCCCCACUGCUUGCUCUCCUCAAGUCCAGCUUGGCUGAGGGCCAAAUUGCAGCUGCAAAAACUAUUUAUGCUGUUUCUCAAGGUGGAGCAAGGGAUCAUGUUGGAUCAAAGAUCUUCGCAACUGAAAGAGUUGUUCCUGUUUUAUGGAAGCAGCUAAAACAUGGUCUCAAAAAUGAAAGUGUGGUGGAUAGUCUGCUUACUGGAGCAUUAAAGAAUUUAUCUAAGAGCACAGAUGGUUUCUGGCCAGCGACCAUAGAAUCUGGUGGGGUGGAUAUACUUAUAAAACUGCUUUCUUCAGGACAAACCAGUACACUUGCAAAUGUUUGCUAUCUUCUUGCAUGUGUAAUGAUGGAAGAUGCAUCUGUCUGUUCACGAGUUUUAGCUGCAGGAACCACUAAACAACUCCUCAAGUUACUGGGGCCUGGUAAUGAAGCUUCUAUUAGAGCUGAGGCUGCAGGUGUCCUUAGAUCUCUUUCUGCAAAGUGUAAGGAAGCCAGGCGUGAGAUAGCUAAUUCUAAUGGGAUCCCUGCUUUGAUAAAUGCAACUAUAGCUCCAUCAAAAGAAUUUAUGCAAGGAGAAUCUGCUCAGGCAUUGCAGGAAAAUGCAAUGUGUGCAUUAGCAAAUAUAUCUGGUGGAUUGUCGUAUGUGAUAUCCAGCCUUGGUGAAAGCCUCGAAUCUUGUACUUCACCUGCACAGAUUGCUGACACACUGGGUGCUUUAGCUUCAGCCCUGAUGAUAUAUGAUAUGAAUGCUGAAUCCAUUAGGGCUUCAGACCCUUUAAUCAUUGAGAAGAUAUUGGUAAACCAGUUUAAACCUAAGUUUCCAUUUCUUGUCCAGGAGCGUACUAUUGAAGCAUUGGCCAGUUUGUAUGGGAAUAAUAUUCUAUCAAGGAGGCUUAACAAUUCUGAUGCAAAACGCUUGCUUGUUGGUUUGAUAACCAUGACAACAAAUGAGGCGCAAGAUGAACUUGUGAAAUCUCUUCUUAUUCUCUGCAACAAAGAAUGUAGCCUAUGGCAUGCAUUGCAAGGUCGUGAGGGGGUGCAGCUUUUAAUAUCUCUUCUCGGCCUCUCAUCGGAGCAGCAACAGGAAUGUGCUGUGGCUCUUCUUUGCCUCUUAUCCAAUGAAAAUGAUGAAAGCAUAUGGGCCAUAACUGCUGCUGGAGGCAUUCCUCCUCUUGUUCAAAUUUUAGAAACAGGAUCUCCAAAAGCCAAAGAAGAUUCUGCAAUAAUCCUUGGAAACCUUUGUAACCACAGUGAAGACAUACGAGCAUGUGUUGAAAGUGCUGAUGCUGUUCCUGCUUUAUUAUGGCUGCUGAAAAAUGGAAGUGAUAAUGGAAAAGAGAUUGCAUCAAAAACAUUAAACCAUCUCAUCCAUAAGUCAGAUACUGGGACUGUCAGCCAGCUCUCUGCUUUACUAACCAGUGACCAGCCUGAGUCUAAAGUAUAUAUUUUGGAUGCGCUAAAAAGUUUGCUUUCAGUUGCACCCCUCAACGAUAUUUUGCAUGAAGGAAGUGCUGCAAAUGAUGCCAUUGAGACCAUGAUAAAAAUCUUAAGUUCUACGAAGGAAGAAACUCAAGCUAAAUCAGCAUCAGCUCUUGCAGGACUCUUUCAUUGCCGCAAAGACUUGAGAGAAACUCAUGUUGCUGUGAAGACUUUCUGGUCGGUGAUGAAGCUGCUUAAUGUUGAGUCUGAAAGAAUUCUGAGGGAGGCUUCAUGCUGCCUUGCAGCUAUUUUCCUUUCAAUUAAGCAAAACAAGGAGGUUGCUGCAGUUGCUAGAGAUGUAUUGAAUCCAUUAGUCCUUCUUGCUAAUUCCUCAGUUCUAGAAGUGGCAGAGCAGGCAACACGAGCUCUGGCUAACCUUCUUCUGGAUCAUGAAGCAUCUAUGCAGGCAUCUCCAGAUGAGAUUAUUUUUCCUGUUACACGAGUUCUGCGAGAUGGCACUAUUGAUGGACGAACUCAUGCUGCAGCGGCAAUUGCACGUCUUCUUCAGUGUCGCUUUAUUGAUCAGGCAAUAUCUGAUAGUGUAAACCGUGCUGGGACAGUUCUCGCACUUGCUGCUCUUCUGGAAUCUACUAGUAUUGAAGCUGAUGCUACAUCAGAAGUUCUUAAUGCGAUGGUCACAUUGUCAAGAUCAAAAGGAGCAAGCGAUCAUAUAAAACCUCCAUGGGCAAUUCUUGCUGAAUAUCCUCAUACAGUAGUCCCCCUCGUUGCAUGUAUAGCUGAUGGAACUCCCUUGUUACAAGAUAAAGCUAUAGAAAUUGUAUCAAAACUUGGUCAUGAUCAACCUGUUAUACUGGGUGGUGUGGUUUCUGGCACCUCUGGGUGUAUAUCAUCAAUUGCAAGAAGGGUUAUCGGGUCUAACAAUUUCAAAGUCAAAGUUGGGGGAAGCGCUCUUCUUAUUUGUGCUGCAAAAGAGAACAGCCAGAAUCUGGUAGAAGCUUUGAAUGAAUCAAGCUCAUGCACUCAUCUUGUUCAUUCUCUUGUUGGUAUGCUUCAUUCUACAUAUUCCUUGGCUGACCAUGGAGAUGGUGAAAGCAAUAUAGACAUAAGCAUUUAUAGGCAUCCUAAAGAACAAGAUAGAAACGGUGAAGUUGAGUGUAGCACUGCUGUGAUUUCUGGUAACAUGGUUGCCAUUUGGCUACUUUCUAUGCUUGCUUGUCAUGAUGACAAAACUAAAGCAGCCAUAAUGGAGGCUGGAGCAAUUGAAGUUCUUACUGACAAGAUCUCUCAGUAUGCAUUCCUAUCCAUACAGAGUGAUUCUAAAGAAGAUAACAGCACAUGGGUUUGUGCUUUACUACUAGCAGUGCUGUUUCAAGACAGAGAUAUCAUACGAUCGAAUGCAACAAUGCACUCUAUUCCAGUACUUGUAAAUCUGUUGAGAUCAGAAGAGUCAGCAAACAGAUAUUUUGCUGCACAAGCUUUGGCCAGUCUUGUUUGUAAUGGUAGCAGAGGGACUCUGCUGGCUGUUGCUAAUUCUGGGGCAGCUAGUGGGCUCAUACCUUUGCUUGGGUGUGCUGAUAUUGAUAUAGCUGAUCUUUUAGAAUUGUCAGAGGAGUUCUCUUUGAUCCGCAAUCCAGAGCAAAUUGCAGUGGAGAGGUUGUUUAGAGUUGAUGAUAUAAGGAUUGGUGCAACUUCUAGGAAAGCCAUACCUGCACUUGUUGAUUUACUCAAACCAAUUCCAGACCGACCAGGUGCACCUUUUCUGGCAUUGGGCCUUCUGACUCAGCUAGCAGUAGAUUGCCCUGCAAAUAAACUUGUAAUGGUUGAAGCUGGGGCUCUAGAGGCACUUACUAAGUAUCUCUCACUAGGACCACAAGAUGCAACAGAAGAGGCAACCACAGAAUUAUUGGGCAUUCUGUUCAGCAGUGCUGAAAUAAGGCGUCAUGAAUCUGCAUUUGGUGCUGUUAAUCAACUUGUGGCAGUCUUACGAUUGGGCGGAAGAAAUUCCAGGUACAGUGCAGCUAAAGCUUUGGAGGGUUUGUUUUGCUCAGAUCAUAUCAGGAAUAGUGAGUCAGCUCACCAAGCCGUUCAACCCCUUGUAGAGCUUUUGAGCACUGGAUCAGAGAGGGAGCAACAUGCUGUUAUUGCUGCUCUUGUUAGGUUGCUUUCUGAAAAUCUGUCAAGAGCUCUUGCUGUUGGAGAUGUUGAGACGAAUGCAGUAGAUGUCCUUUGCCGUAUCCUUUCUUCGAACUGCUCAGUAGAAUUGAAGGGAGAUGCUGCUGAGUUAUGUUGCGUCCUUUUUGGAAAUACAAGAAUUCGGUCUACGAUGGCUGCAGCACGUUGUGUGGAGCCUUUGGUGUCUCUAUUAGUUAGUGAGUCUAGUCCUGCACAGCAUUCAGUAGUUCGUGCACUGGAUAAGCUUUUGGAUGAUGAGCAAUUGGCAGAACUAGUUGCUGCACAUGGUGCUGUUGUUCCUCUUGUUGGUCUUCUGUUUGGUAAAAAUUACUUGCUUCAUGAGGCAGUUGCUAGGGCUUUGGCAAAGUUAGGAAAGGAUAGGCCAGCUUGUAAAUUGGAAAUGGUGAAAGCUGGAGUAAUUGAGAGCACACUUAAUAUACUCCAAGAAGCUCCUGAUUUUCUCUGCAUUGCGCUUGCAGAAUUACUUAGAAUAUUGACCAACAAUGCAAGCAUUGCAAAGGGUCCAUCAGCAGCCAAAGUUGUGGAACCUCUUUUCUCCCUACUAAGUAGGCCAGAAAUUGGUCCUAGUGGUCAGCAUAGUACCUUACAGGUUCUUGUUAAUAUUUUGGAGCAUCCUCAUUGUCGAGCUGAUUAUAACCUGAGACCUCGGCAAGCCAUUGAACCAGUUAUUGCUUUACUGGAUUCCCCUAGUCAAGCAGUGCAACAAUUGGCUGCAGAACUAUUAUCCCAUCUCCUCUUGGAAGAACACUUGCAGAGGGAUUCUGUAACAGAGCAAGCAAUUAGUCCCCUAAUCCAAGUUCUUGGGUCAGGUGUGCCCAUUUUACAACAGAGGUCUAUAAAAGCUCUUACUAACAUUGCAUUAGCUUGGCCAAAUACAAUUGCCAAGGAAGGUGGUGUUUAUGAGUUGUCUAAAGUAAUAUUGCAAACUGACCCUCCCUUGCCUCAUGCUAUAUGGGAAUCUGCUGCUUCUAUCUUAUCCAGCAUUCUCCAGUAUAGUUCUGAAUUUUUUCUUGAGGUGCCUGUGGCUGUAUUGGUGCAGUUGCUUCACUCUGGAACAGAAAGUACAGUUGUAGGUGCACUAAAUGCCCUGCUUGUGUUGGAAAGCGAUGAUUCAACCAGUGCUGAAGCAAUGGCUGAAAGUGGUGCUGUAGAGGCACUAUUGGAACUUCUCAGGAGUCAUCAGUGUGAAGAAACUGCAGCAAGAUUACUGGAAGUGUUGCUCAACAAUGUGAAGAUCAGAGAAACAAAAGCUGCCAAAUCUGCUAUCUCACCAUUAUCCAUGUAUCUUCUAGAUCCUCAAACACAAUGCCAGCAGGGAAGGUUGCUUGCAGCUCUCGCUCUUGGUGAUCUUUUCCAAAAUGAAGGCCUUGCUCGAAUUACAGAUGCCGUUUCAGCAUGCCGAGCUCUGGUAAAUCUUCUUGAAGACCAACCAACCGAAGAAAUGAAAGUAGUAGCCAUAUGUGCCCUUCAAAAUCUUGUAAUGUACAGCAGAUCAAAUAAGAGAGCUGUUGCAGAAGCUGGCGGCGUUCAGGUUGUGCUAGACCUUAUUAAUUCCAGCAAUCCUGAUACGUCUGUUCAGGCAGCAAUGUUUGUUAAACUUCUCUUCUCUAAUCACACCAUCCAAGAGUAUGCUUCCAGUGAAACAAUGAGAGCUAUAACUGCUGCCAUUGAAAAAGAUUUAUGGGCCAAUGGAAGUGCAAAUGAGGAGUAUCUAAAAGCACUGAAUGCACUACUAGGCAACUUUCCUCGUUUGAGGGCUACUGAACCUGCUACUUUAAGCAUUCCCCAUCUUGUAACAUCUCUUAAAACCGGCUCUGAAGCAGCUCAAGAAGCAGCAUUGGAUUCGCUUUUCUUUCUCAGGCAAGCUUGGUCAGCAUGCCCAACUGAUAUUUUCAAAGCUCAAUCUGUUGCUGCAUCAGAGGCUAUUCCCUUACUGCAAUACUUGAUCCAGUCUGGCCCACCUCGGUUUCAGGAAAAAGCUGAACUUCUUUUGCAGUGCUUACCAGGAACACUUACAGUCAUUAUAAAGCGUGGUAAUAAUUUAAGGCAGUCAGUGGGAAACCCAAGUGUUUACUGUAAACUCACACUUGGCAACAAUCCACCUAGACAAACGAAGAUUGUGUCAACGGGUCCAACCCCUGAAUGGGAUGAAGCUUUUUCUUGGGUAUUUGAUAGCCCUCCUAAAGGCCAGAAGCUUCACAUAUCAUGCAAGAAUAAGAGCAAAUUUGGAAAGAGCAAAUUUGGAAAAGUAACGAUUCAGAUUGAUCGGGUGGUUAUGCUGGGAUCAGUUGCUGGAGAGUAUACAUUGCUACCUGAAAGCAAAAGCGGACCCCCCAGAAACUUGGAAAUUGAAUUUCAAUGGUCAAAUAAAUAGUAUCUCUUAUGAGGUGUGCCAUCUUUGCAAUUUUAAUUUAUAAAGAACCGAAAUUGCUCCUUCUUGCCACCCUUUUAGCCUUGCGCUCUUUAUGUGUCAGUGUAUAUAGUCUGCAGAGGAAAUUGUCAUCUUCGUUCUCUCGCAUUAGAAAAUGAGUUGUGUCGAGUACUCGGGCCUUUUUCUUUCUUUGCUUGUAAUGAAUUAUUCUUUAUUUUUUCCAACAUUUGCCAUGAUAAGCUUUGAGAGAAAUUGUAGCUUCAGAACUUUGAUUUCCUCCUUUUUUUUUUCCCUUGUAAGAGAUGUUUGUAUGAAUGUUUCUAAUGAGCGUUGAGGAGUGUUUUUUAAAGUGAAUGCAACUUGUCUCUAUUUUUCACA